AUGAAGUACCUCGAGUACCCCGAGCUCGAAGUGCUCUCGCGCUCGUUGACGUUUGAGUUAUCAGAAUGCAAGGUAUUCACGCGUCUUGAGGCGUACUCCUGCAAAGCAGUCAACAAGGAGAAGCGGCUGUUCAAGUCGCUCGAGUCCUCCUAUCUCCUCUCCGCCUCGAGCUCGCCCCCGGGUUAUCUGGACGAGGCGCUCGCGUCGCCGUUCGGGAGACUUGACCAGCCGAGCGCGCGCAAGACGCUAUUCUUGCUGAUCGCGACGCUGAAUGGCGCGUUUCCCGAUCACGACUUUAGCAACGUGAACCCCACCGAUUUCAUACGCGAGACCUCGCCGACGAUGGUGCUCAGCAGUCUCACAUCCACACUGCAGUCGCUCAAGAGCGGGACAGGGUCGCCGCACAGCCUCGGGAGCUUUACCAAUUCCAUCGAGGACUCGGUGCUCCUCGCACGGUCGCCGAUGAGCAGCGAGGUCCGCACGCCGACCGCCUCGUCGAGCACCGCGCCGGGCACGGGCGCGUCGCGCUCCGCACAUACCUCGCUCUCGUCCGUGCUCGACGAGAUCAUCAAUAUCGCCGACUGCGAAGUCUACUCGUUCCACCCAGACAUGGACUCGGACCCGCACGCAAGCGCAGAGCCGGACGAAGAGGGCGGCGAGAUGGACGAGGGCGACCCGUACGACGAGGGGUAUAGCGUGGACGCGGGCGGCGUCGUGUCCCGGGGGGGGACACCGGCCGACGAGGACGAGGACGUGGAAAUGACCGACGCCCCGGUAUUCGACGAGGAGGUGUUUGAAGGAGGGUUCGGCCGCGCACCGCCGGCGGCCGCACACCAGCGGCACGCUUCCGCGUCGUCCGUGAGCGAGGCCGAGUCUCCGCAGAUGUACGAUGAGGACGAUUUGGGCGGCACAGGCGCUGGUCUCUUGUGGUCGACCUUUGCUUUCUUUUACAACCGACGCAUGAAGCGCAUCUUGUUCGUGAGUGUAUGGAGCCGCAAGAACACGGCACCAACACCAGCGACAUGGAGCAGCCCGUCGCUCGCGGCGACGCGGCCCAUCGCGCCCGUACGCGGCAUGGACCUCGGCGCACCGGCGCUCACAACGGCAUCGCUCCCGGCAAAGCUCGCGUCCGAGCGCCUGGGAGAGCAUCUGCUCACGCCGACCGCAUCGCCCGCCAAGGUGCCAGCACGGCUGCGCACCGAGCCUUACCACAGCACACGCCGCGCACGCAGCUCGGCGAUGGACGUGGCGCCGCGCAUCCAGCGGCACCGGCGCAGCGCACGCGACCGCUCGGCGUCGAAUAGCCCUGCGCCAUCGGCGCUUUCCCCGUUCCCGCACGCACAGCAGGCGCCAAGCCAGGCGCCGCGCGCCGCACCGCCGAGGUUCUCGUCGCUGGACGCGGCCGUGCACAGCGUCAGUGCGCCGACGGUCGCCGCGACGAUGGCGCUGGGCAAUACGCCGUCGCGUCUCGCGUCCUCGCCGCCGGCUGUCAAGCGAAGUGGCGCUGCGCCGCCCUCGGCGCUGUCCGCGAGCACAAAGCGCACUCGCGUCACGGAAGGGGCGCCCCAGUAG
Molecule: messenger RNA, 1572 nt
Organism: Malassezia japonica
Lineage: Eukaryota; Fungi; Basidiomycota; Malasseziomycetes; Malasseziales; Malasseziaceae
Exons: 1
Coding region: 1-1572 (523 amino acids)
Biological process (GO): negative regulation of transcription by RNA polymerase III
Cellular component (GO): nucleus
Molecular function (GO): RNA polymerase III core binding
Source: RefSeq, a predicted model, not a curated record